GCCGCAGCAUCGAGUAGUCGCCGCUUGACCAGUGUAGCACGCGUGGCACGUGACAUAUCACACUGAAUUACAACGUAAUUGAUACGAUUCUCGAUAAGCGAGGCCUCAUCGUGUCAGUCCGUAUAGUUGCUCUCGCGAAGUGCCUCCGGCCGCCCCGUUUCUUCCUCGGCACCGCAACUGAUCAGGCUCAAUUCCCGCACGGCGGCGAGGCGGAACAAUGGCGUUGUUCCGCAAUCUGUUCGAUUUCGUUCUGAACGACAAUAAGUUAGACGAGAAACUCGGCCUGACCGAGAAGCAAAAGAGACUGGUGCAGAACACAUGGGCGACCAUUCGUAAAGACGAAGUGUCGGUCGGCGUCACCCUCGUACUCGCCUAUUUCAAACAAUAUCCAGAAGCUCAAAAAGAAUUUAAGCCGUUUAAGGACGUCCCUCUCGACGAACUGUCGAAAAAUAAGAGGUUUCAAGCGCACUGUGCCAAUAUCGUGGCGACGCUUGGCAAAUUGAUCGAACAAAUGCACGAUCCGGAAUUGAUGGAAGCGACCUUGAUUAAUUUUACCGAGAAACACAAGAACCGCGGACAAACACCGAAGCAGUUUGAGGAAUUGAAACAACUGAUGCUAGAGCUUUUCCCUUCCUUAUUCGGGAAGCAAUAUACAUCGGAUGUGCAGGAGGCCUGGAAGAAAACGUUGGACUUGAUCUUUACGAAAAUCAAUCAAGUUUACGCAGAUUGAGAGAUGUGCUCGGGCGCAAUUCUUGAAUUUUAUAAUUGACGAAUCUGUGGCAUGUAUUGUAUAUCGCUUUUUGAAGAUGACAAAUCUGUCGAAAAGUUUAGUCGGCCGUGAUAUGUUCUUCACAAAAUAUAAUAUUUACGAAACUUAUAUAACUAACUUGCGCGACGAACAUUUCGCUGUUCUUUGCAAUAAAUUAUAUUGAUUGGCGUUCUGAGAAACGAAAAGUGUGAUUAACGAAAUCAAUAUGAUGCAAUAUUAUGAUGAAAUUUGUACAUAUAAUAUAUUAUAUGUUCAUAUGGCAAUAAAGUAUAUUGCGUUAGAUUGGUACAACAAA
Molecule: messenger RNA, 1064 nt
Organism: Temnothorax curvispinosus
Lineage: Eukaryota; Metazoa; Arthropoda; Insecta; Hymenoptera; Formicidae
Gene: Glob1
Product: globin
Exons: 4
Coding region: 218-730 (170 amino acids)
Biological process (GO): oxygen transport
Molecular function (GO): oxygen binding; heme binding
Source: RefSeq, a predicted model, not a curated record